Messenger RNA from Mesorhabditis belari, 303 nucleotides. NCBI's taxonomy places the organism in Eukaryota, Metazoa, Nematoda, Chromadorea, Rhabditida, Rhabditidae. The record is from the annotation of a GenBank genome assembly.
AUGGCAUUGUUCUAUUCUAUUGGGCUGCUUUUUCUGACUAAAUUUUGUAUUGCUCAAUCCGAUCAAAGCGAUGAGAUUGAUACAGUCGGACUAAAUGCUGCCAAUGAAGUCUACAACGAGAUAUUCAAUGUACGGGGUUAUAAUCGAUUCCUAUCACCAAUCUCCACUAGGAAGACUAACAGUUCCGGAGGCUCAAAAACCACGAAACUAAACAUCCACUUCGAUCUCUGGUACAUUAAAUUGAUCUCAUUGGACGCGCAAAGUCAAAUGCUGAGCAUUUGCCUAGAAUUGAAAACGUAUUGG